Messenger RNA from Metarhizium brunneum ARSEF 3297, 1188 nucleotides. It is a transcript of the gene FEN1, whose product is annotated as Flap endonuclease 1. Gene Ontology annotation, molecular function: 5'-flap endonuclease activity; DNA binding; 5'-3' exonuclease activity. Gene Ontology annotation, cellular component: nucleus; cytoplasm. NCBI's taxonomy places the organism in Eukaryota, Fungi, Ascomycota, Sordariomycetes, Hypocreales, Clavicipitaceae. The record is from RefSeq and is a predicted model, not a curated record.
AUGGGUAUCAAGCAGCUCUUCCAGAUCAUCAAGGAGGAAGCUCCUGAAGCCAUCAAGGAGGGAGAAAUCAAAAACCACUUUGGUCGAAAAGUAGCUAUUGAUGCUUCGAUGAGCAUAUACAGUUUCCUUAUUGCCGUGCGCUCUGAUGGACAACAGCUCAUGAACGACAGCGGCGAGACGACGUCCCACCUAAUGGGAAUGUUUUACCGCACACUGCGAAUGGUCGACAACGGCAUCAAGCCGCUCUACGUGUUUGACGGUGCCCCGCCAAAGCUCAAGUCUGGCGAGUUGGCAAAGCGAUUUCAGCGCAAGCAGGAGGCUACAGAGGGCUUGGAGGAAGCCAAGGAGACGGGCACGGCCGAGGAUGUAGAGAAAUUUUCGAGGCGGACUGUGCGCGUGACGAGGGAGCACAAUGCCGAGUGCCAGCGACUGUUGAAGCUCAUGGGUAUUCCUUUCAUCAUCGCGCCAACGGAAGCCGAGGCGCAAUGUGCGGUUUUGGCGAGGGCUGGCAAGGUGUAUGCCGCAGCUAGCGAGGACAUGGAUACGCUGUGCUUCAACACUCCGAUCUUGUUGAGGCAUCUUACUUUUAGUGAGCAGCGAAAGGAACCUAUUCAGGAGAUUCAUCUUGACAAGGUUCUCGAGGGAUUAAACAUGGAGAGAUCUCAGUUUGUCGACUUGUGUAUUCUCCUCGGUUGCGACUACCUUGAUCCGGUUCCUAAAGUCGGCCCUACAACAGCCUUGAAGCUCAUUCGCGAGCAUGGAACGCUUGAAAACGUUGUGGAUGCUAUUGAGAAGGACUCGAAGAAGAAGUACACACUGCCCGAAGACUGGCCUUACAAGGACGCACGAGACUUGUUCUUCGAACCCGACGUUCGAAAAGCAGAUGAUCCGUUGUGCGAUUUCAAGUGGGAUAAGCCUGAUGUCGAGGGACUCGUUACAUUUCUUGUCACAGAGAAGGGGUUUUCUGAGGACAGAGUUCGCGGUGCGGCUGCUCGGCUGGAGAAGAAUCUCAAGACAUCACAACAGGCGCGACUGGAGGGCUUUUUCAAGCCGAUUCCCAAGACGGAUGCGGAAAAGGCUGCCCACAAGAGGAAACUGGACGAGAAGAACGAGGAGAAGAAGAAGAAGCUGAAGCAGGACAAGAAGGACAAGGCGGCCCAAAAAGCAAAGCCUCGAGGAACGGCUUAA